Molecule: messenger RNA, 1905 nt
Organism: Thyridium curvatum
Lineage: Eukaryota; Fungi; Ascomycota; Sordariomycetes; Thyridiales; Thyridiaceae
Exons: 1
Coding region: 1-1905 (634 amino acids)
Molecular function (GO): oxidoreductase activity, acting on CH-OH group of donors; flavin adenine dinucleotide binding
Source: RefSeq, a predicted model, not a curated record
AUGCGUCAAUACCUCUUGAGCGCGCUCCUCGCUUCUGCAGCGGGCACCGUCCUCGCGGACGACCCGGCCGUCGAGUCCUAUGACUACAUCGUCGUCGGCUCCGGCCCCGGCGGCGGCCCGCUGGCCAGCGACCUCGCCCGCGCCGGCUACUCGACGCUGCUCAUCGAGGCCGGCGACGACCAAGGCAGCAACAAGGUCUACUCCGAGCUCAACAACUUCAACACGGCCGGCAACGACGAGCGCUCGCUGUGGAACUUUUGGGUCAAGCACUCGGACGACCCGGAGCGCGAGCGCAAGUUUGAGCACUACGUCUACCGCCAGGAGAACGGCUCGUACUACAUCGGGCUGGACCCGCCCGCCGGGGCCAAGCCGCUCGGCAUCCAGUACCCGCGGGCCGGCACGCUGGGCGGGUGCGCCAUGCACAACGCCGGCGUGUGCUCGCUGGCCCAGGACGACGACUGGAACAUCAUCGUCAACAAGACGGGCGACACGAGCUGGGAGGCGCCCAAGAUGCGCAAGUAUCUCAUCCAGGUCGAGAAGAACCUGUACGUGACGAACGGCAGCACGCCUGAUCACGGCUUCAAUGGUGAGUUCCACUAUUCUUCUUUGGCGCAAUCGAACGAUAGCGAUGGUAAGGCUUACGUGUCUGGCACAGGCUUCCUCUCAAUUGACACCAGCGAUGCUCGCUGGGCCAGGCAGAAAAACAUGCCUGCUGUCAAGAUCCUGCAGGAGAUGGCCAAGCUAACUGGUCAGAAUGAGUCUGACGUUGCGAACCUCGUGACCAAGGACAUCCUGGGGAAUUACCCCAACAAGGAUGAGCAGAGCAGCUUCUACGCCAUGGCUCAGCACAUGGACGCCCUGGGCCGACGCUCCAGCCCCAACACCUACAUCCGGGCGACGCUCAACGACCCGGCCAAGUACCCGCUGACCGUGAAGCUCAAUUCCCUCGUGACAAAGGUGCUCUUUUCUAAAGAGGGCGAGACGCCCGUCGCGACUGGCGUCGAGGUCAUGCAAGGCAAGUCGGUCUACCGUGCCGACCCGCGCAACAAGCCCGACACCAAGGGCCCCCUGGUCCAGUACAAGGCCAAGAAGGAAGUCAUCGUCUCGGGCGGCACCUUCAACAGCCCCCAGAUCCUGAAGCUCAGCGGCAUCGGCCCCGCCGACGAGCUCAAGAAGUUCAACAUCACCGUCGUCAAGGACCUGCCCGGCGUUGGCGAGAACCUCGACGACAACUACGAGGGCAGCCUGCUCGCGCUCGGCAAGUCGCCCGUCGGCGGCGGCUUCAUCACCAUGCUCUACCGCACGCCCAACGCGCCGACCAAGAAGCGCAACAUCUUCACCUGGUGCGGGCCCUUCUCCUUCGAGGGGUUCUGGCCCGGCUUCCCGACCGACUACGGCCAGAACGAGUACGAGUGCGCCAUGGUCAAGAUCGGCACGACGAGCCGCGCGGGCUACGUGCGCCUGACCAGCGCGGACCCGCGGGACCCGCCCGACAUCAACUUCCGCUUCUUCGAGAAGAACGGCGAGCAGGACCUGCAGGAGUUCGUCGACAGCGCCAACCUGCUGCGCAAGGCCUGGCAGGCCGCCGGCGACGCCGUCCUGCCCUUCAACGAGAAGCACCCGUGCCCCGGCACCGGCGCCGGCAACUGCACCGACGCCGAGCAGCGCGAGAUGAUCAAGACGCAGGCCUACUCGCACCACGCGACGUCGACGUGCGCCAUCGGCGGCGACGACGACAAGAUGGCCGUGCUCGACUCCAGGUUCCGCGUGCGCGGCGUCAAGGGCCUGCGCGUCGUCGACGCCUCCUCGUUCCCCGUCGUGCCCGGCGCUUUCCCCGUGCUGCCGACCAUGAUGCUCUCUGCCAAGGCGGCAGAGGUGAUUAUUGCCGAGGCUGGCAAGGUUUGA